UCCACACUUUCAGCUUCUCAUUCUUACAGAGUCUCGUAAGUCUUGAUCUCAGCAACAAUUUACUCUAUGGUACCAUUCCUUCCCAAUUGGGAAACCUUUCUAAGCUAAUAUACCUUGAUUUAUCUACCAACAAUCUCUCAGGUUCAAUUCCUACUUCUAUAGGGAACUUGAGCAACCUGAGUGUUUUAUGGCUCGCCAAUAACACACUUUCUGGACCCAUACCUGAAGAAAUUGGAAAGUUAGGAUUCCUUGGUAGUCUUGCUCUUUCCAUGAACAAUCUCUCUGGUCCAAUACCUGCUUCUAUAGGAAACUUGAGCAACUUGUCUACUCUUUAUCUAUGGGAGAACAGUCUUUGUGGAUCUAUCCCUUCUUCUAUAGGAAACUUGAGCAAUUUAGCCAGUUUAUCCCUUAGCGAAAACAAACUCUCUGGUCCAAUACCUGCUUCUAUAGGAAACUUGAGCAACUUGUUUGCUCUUUAUCUAUUGGAGAACAAUCUUUGUGGAUCUAUCCCUUCUUCUAUAGGAAACUUGAGCAAUUUAGCCCAUUUAAACCUUAACGACAACAAUCUCACUGGUUCAAUCCCUGCUUCAAUUGGGAACUUGACAAAGCUCACUGUAUUGUGGUUGCACAUAAAUAAAUUAUCUGGCUAUAUCCCACCAGAAAUAGCAAGGCUCAAACUUCUUACCUUUCUAGGGUUGCACAUGAAUGAACUUAAGGGCUCCAUCCCUUUUCAAUUUAAUAAUCUAACAUAUUUGGAGGUCUUGACAUUUUCUGAAAACAUGUUGUCUGGGUAUCUUCCACAAAAUAUUUGUAAUGGUGGAUCACUUCAAAACUUCUCAGCAUAUGGCAACUAUUUCAUAGGUUCCAUUCCAAAAAGUUUGAGAAACUGCACUAGUUUAAUAAAAGUGGACUUGCAUGGAAACCAUUUAGGAGGAAAUAUAUCAGAAGAUUUAGGCAUUUACCCGAAUUUGAUACAUAUUGAUUUGAGUUAUAAUAAUUUCUAUGGAGAACUUUCUCAAAAGUGGGGGAAGUGCCAAAGUUUGCAAAGCUUGAAACUCUCCAAUAACAGAAUUUCUGGUGUAAUUCCUCCUCAGCUUGGAGGAUCCAUCCAGCUACAUUUGCUUGAUCUCUCCCUCAAUCAUAUAGUCGGGCAGAUUCCAAAGGAAUUAGGAAGGUUGACGUCAUUGUUUCUACUUAAUUUGGGUGAUAAUAAACUUUCGGGUAGUAUUCCAUUGGAAAUUGGAAUGCUAUCCAAUCUACAAUAUCUUGUUCUCUCAGCCAACAAUUUAACUGGAUCAAUCCCUAAACAAAUAGAAGGGUGCUCAAGAUUGUUGAACUUAAGUUUAAGCAAAAAUAAACUUAGGGGGGCUAUUCCCUCUGAGAUUGGAAACUUAAACUCACUUGAAAUGCUCGAUUUAAGUGAGAAUUCACUUAUCGGGAAAAUACCACCUCAACUUGGAGAUAUGCAAAGGUUAGAAACAAUGAAUCUCUCCCACAAUGAUUUGUCUGGCUCCAUUCCCUCCACUUUUGGUGAAAUGUCUGGAAUGUCAAGCUUGAUCAGUGUUGAUAUAUCGUACAAUCGAUUGGAGGGUCCUCUUCCCAACAAUAAAGCCUUUUGUGAAGCUUCGUUUGGAGCAUUAAGAAAUAAUAGUGGUUUGAAGGCCUGCCCCUCUUCUAUUACCUGGAGCAAGAAUUAUGAUGAGAAAAGGAAAAAUAAAGUUGUAAUUUUCUUUAUUGUUCCUAUCUUAGGCACAAUGUUUCUAUCAUUGAUUGUAUUUGGGAUUCUUUACCAUGUUCUCAAGCGCCAAGGUAAGAGGAACAAGCUAAACAGUCUAAGAGAAGCUCAAAAUGGUAAUAUGUUCGAAGUUUGGAGCUAUGAUGGGAAAAUGGUUUAUGAAAGUAUCAUUGAAGCAACAGAGGGAUUUGACUCCAAACAUUGUGUUGGAGUGGGAGGGUGUGGAAGUGUUUAUAAAGCGGAGCUACAAACAGGUCAAGUUGUUGCUGUGAAAAAAUUUCAUUCAAUACAGGAUAAUAGGAUUGCCAAUGCAAAGGCUUUUGAAAAUGAAAUCCAUGCUCUGCUAGAAAUUAGGCAUCGCAACGUAGUAAAGCUUUAUGGCUUCUGCUCACAUCCACAACACUCAUUUUUAGUUUAUGAGUUUUUAGAAGGGGGAAGCUUGAAAGAGAUAUUGAGCAAUAAAAAAGAGGUAGUUAAUUUUGAAUGGGUCAAAAGGGUGAAUGUAGUAAAAGGCGUGGUUGAUGCUUUAUCCUACAUGCAUCAUGAUUGUUCACCUCCGAUAGUUCAUCGAGACAUAUCAAGCAAGAACAUCAUGUUGGAUUUGGAAUAUGAGGCUCACAUCUCGGAUUUUGGCACAGCUAAGUUUUUAAAUCCUGACUCAUUGAAUCGGACUUCAUUUGCCGGAACAUUUGGAUACACAGCUCCAGAACUUGCAUAUACGAUGGAAGUGAAUGAGAAAUGCGAUGUUUAUAGUUUUGGAGUGGUGACAUUGGAAGUGAUCAUGGGAAAGCAUCCAGGAGAUCUCAUCUCACUUCUCUCAUCAUCAUCGUCAUCAUCAGCAACAACUUCAACUGCCUGUGGUAUACUAUUGAAGGAUGUGUUGGAUCAACGACUUGAACCUCCUAGAAAUCGAGUCGCAAGGAUAGUGGUGUCUGUUGCAAAGCUUGCAUUUGCAUGCCUGGAAACUAAUCCUCAAUCUCGUCCGACCAUGCAGCAAAUUUCCCGGGAGCUAUCUAUCGAAAUAUCACCUCUGUCAGAGAUGUUUGGCGAGAUUACCUUGGGACAAUUGUUGGUGUGAUCAUGCUCAUGUGUAUUCCGCACCUUUUUUUUUUUUAUUGUACUGCAUUAGGAUGAGUCAUGCAAAUUAGAAUAUUGUUCGUUUGGAUCAAAUUUAUAAUAUAAUAAAAAUAUAUAUAAAAAAAAACUCUCAAUAUAUGUUGAGAUGAUUA
This is a messenger RNA of Quercus robur (English oak), 2964 nucleotides long. RefSeq names its product MDIS1-interacting receptor like kinase 2-like. Lineage: Eukaryota; Viridiplantae; Streptophyta; Magnoliopsida; Fagales; Fagaceae. Gene Ontology annotation, biological process: protein phosphorylation. Gene Ontology annotation, molecular function: protein binding; protein kinase activity; ATP binding. The transcript is spliced from 2 exons. The coding region runs from base 270 to 2813 and encodes 847 amino acids. The record is from RefSeq and is a predicted model, not a curated record.